This is a messenger RNA of Electrophorus electricus (electric eel), 3907 nucleotides long. RefSeq names its product F-box DNA helicase 1 (gene fbh1). The record is from RefSeq and is a predicted model, not a curated record. Gene Ontology annotation, biological process: double-strand break repair via homologous recombination; replication fork processing. NCBI's taxonomy places the organism in Eukaryota, Metazoa, Chordata, Actinopteri, Gymnotiformes, Gymnotidae. Gene Ontology annotation, molecular function: 3'-5' DNA helicase activity; hydrolase activity; ATP binding. Gene Ontology annotation, cellular component: nucleus.
UCCGGAAGUUAGCGAAGUUUUUGCUCGAGAAAUGGUUAGCUAGUUAGCUAUUUUGCAAGCCUUUAAAACCUGGGAUAUUCUUUGACAGGUUGAUUACUUGUCAGGUUUACUUGGCUAUGGAGUCGGCUUUAAAAGGGAAGGCCAAACGAAGACACCUGAGCGCGGCAGAGUGCUGCAGCCUGGCCCGAAGCCUGUCGCUCGCGCAGCCCUUGGCCCCGUGCAGCACGGAGCAGCAGCGCGGGCUCUACCCCAGGACCCCAACCAAGAGGAGAAGAGCAUCAGAUGGCGUCAGUCAACAAAGAGGCAUUAUUGAGUUUUUUUCUUCAGCCGGAGUCCUCAGCAGCAGUCCACAGAGAACAAAACAUCCCACAGUCAAGGCAGAGGAAGAACAGAAUGGAUCCAUCAUCCCAAAAGAUACAGAUGAUGGACAGACACUCACAGACAACCUGCUGGAGGGCUUUACUGAAGAGAUGUUUGGGGAUGACGAGGACUUUGAGUUGGGCAUAUGUGCAAUAAAGCAGGAGGAGGAGGAGAAGGAGAGGGCUGGAUGCAGCAGUUGGCAUGCUCCUCCCCCAUCUUUAGCCUUCAGCGCUGGGCACUCUUGCAUUAUUGUCAAAAAGGAGGAAGAAGAGGAUGAAGAGUACCCCGUGGACGCUCUCCCUGACACUCACUAUGGACUGCUGGGGGUGAGUGAGCGGCUGGCAGAGCCCCAGGGUCACUUCCAGGACCUGCCGGAAGAGGUGCUGAGCGUCAUUUUCGCUCAACUCCCCGCAGAUGACCUCUAUCGCCAUGUUAGCCUGGUGUGCCGGCGAUGGAGGGACAUCGUCAUCGAUUCUCGGUUUCUGCCCUGGAAGAAGUUGUAUUACAGAUACGAGAAGCAGGAAGAGCAGGCGGUGCAGGAGGUGAAGGCCCUCCUCGAAGCGAACCACAUUGUGAAAACCGACGAGCUCUGUGUGCUGAACAUGGUGAGGUAUAUGUCCCAGUUCAAACACAGCGCCCGUGUGAACGAGAAGGAUGUUUUGCUCUGCGUGAGAGGCCACCGGCUGUAUGCCCAGGCUGAGGUCUGCAUCAAACACAGACUGCCUGACAUGGAGACAGCGGACAUGGGGCCCAACCCGUGGUCAGUCAUGGCCCUGGUGCUGGUGCUGGCAGACGGGGUGAAAGAUGUCUUGGACCUGGUGACCCGCUUGCACGCCUCCGGCUGCCUGCUGAGCCCGGGGGGCAUCUCCGAGUACCUGUGGGCCAUGGCCACCCUGCUGCUCGCCAUGAGAAACACCAACAUCGUCAUCAGCAACAGGUGGCACUACAAUGUCUUCUACGUGCUGCAUCUAAUGGAGAAUGCACCGCCACCCGAGAGUCCUGCUGGUGGCAGAGGGAAGCAGCACCAGGUCACGCACGAGCAGCAGCAGAUCCUAAAUCACGACACACAGAGUGACCACGUUGUCAAAAUUAUGGCUUUUGCCGGCACUGGAAAGACAACCACUCUGGUGAGAUAUGCCCAACUGCGGCCACGCCUGCGCUUCCUCUAUGUCUCCUUCAACAAAUCGGUGGUGACGCACGCCAAAAGCACCUUUCCCUGCAACGUAAAGUGCAGGACCGUCCACGCGAUGGCCUACAGAGCUGUUGGAUACAGAUACAUGAAGCUUAAAAAGUUGGGCAGCAACCUGCAGCCCUUCACGGUGGCCUGGGUACUGCCCGACAGACGCGGGGGCUACGUCAAUGCCAAGGUGGUGACGCAGACCAUCAACAACUUCUGCGCCUCGACGGACGAGUGUAUCGGGCCCCAGCACGUCCCCGACGUCUUUAAGAACACUCACGGCCGCGAGGAGUGCACAACCGAUGCCCAAAAAAAAUUGUUUGCAGCUGAUGCAAAAGGCAUCUGGGCAAAAAUGAUAGAGCUGGAGCCUACCAAACAAAUGGCCCACCAUAUAACCCAUGAUGGCUAUCUCAAGCUCUGGCAGCUACAGAGGCCUGUGCUUGACGAAUUUGACAUCAUCUUUAUUGACGAGGCUCAGGACUGCACUCCAGUCAUCAUGGACAUCAUGCUUUCCCAGCGGUGUGGAAAGAUCUUGGUUGGCGAUCCCCAUCAGCAGAUAUACACUUUCAGAGGAGCUGUCAAUGCUCUGUUUGAUGUUCCACACACACAUCUCUACUACCUCACAAAGAGUUUUAGGUUUGGCUCUGAGAUUGCUUACAUUGGUGCAACAAUACUAGAUGUGUGCAAAAAAGUGAAGAAGAUUCUGGUUGGUGGAUACCAGAAUGGCAGUGUGAGAGGAGAAGACAAGGAGAUGAUGCAGACCCUUCGACUAGCCAAGAGCCAGGUUGGCGGGAUGGUGGCCAUUUUGUGCCGCUGCAAUGUGACCGUGUUUAGUGAAGCCGUACGGCUGACUGACGCCAACCCCGACUGCAGGAUCCACAUCGUGGGAGGUGUUGAAAAUUUUGGUCUGAAUAAAAUCCUGGAUAUCUGGAUUCUUAUGCAGCCCGAGGAAAAGCGUAAGAGGGAGAACCUGUGGAUUAAGGACCGGUUCAUCCGCCACUUCUGCAAAGCCAAGCUGGGGGGUUACGUGGGCCUGAAGAAGUACGCGGCGCACACGGAGGACCGUGAGCUGGCGGCCAAGCUCUCUGUGGUGGAGAAAUACAAUGCCCGCAUCCCAGAACUGGUGGAUCGCAUCACCACCUGUGCCCAGAGCCAGGCCAGCAGUGCAGAUUACAUCCUAGGUACGGUGCAUAAAUCGAAGGGCCUGGAGUUUGACACCGUGGUCGUGACGGAUGACUUUGUGAAGAUUCCCUGUUCCCGACACAACCUGCGCAGGCUCAAUAUAAGCCCAGGCACACGGAACGUUCAGGCGGACGAGUGGAACCUACUGUAUGUCGCUGUGACUCGAGCCAAGCGAGUCCUGUACAUCACCAGGAGCAUCAGCAAAAUCCUCACGCUAGCAGGAGAGUACUUCCUGAGGUCGGAGCUGACCAGCACCCUGCUGAAUAAGGAGGAGUCCUGCAGGUGUAGCACCAGAGAGUGUCCGAACCGCAUUACCCAGGGAGCUCCUCUCAGCAUGCACAAACUCCCCAUUGCAUACUUGGAUGAUGUAGAGGAGGGUGGCGUUCUGUGUGCGGCGUGUGUGGAACAACGUGUAGGUCCUGUGGCCUUUCUGCUGGCUCCGGCUGAGAAGAUCAGAAUGAUGCACUACACAGAGGAACAGCUGGAGCUGCCCAUUAACAUCUCCAUGUUGCUGGCUCUGCUCUAGCUACACACACCCUCACGUCAAAUACGUGUGUGUGUGUGUGCGCGUGCAUGCAUCUUAGCUCUAAAAAAGUGUCUACAUUCAUUUUUUCCCCCAAAAACAAAAGACAAAACCUUACGAACCUGCACUUAAAAGUGAGGAGUACUGCACCUCAAAAUGUUAGCAUUAACUUAUGCUGUGGGAGCUUGUAAUUAAAUCUUGAAAAAGAAAAGCUCUUUUUAAUCUGUGUUUUGCCAAUUAGUCCCUGAGCGCUGGGACCGCUGGCUUCAGUGGUGCAGGACUGCUGAGGGUCCCAGUGCCCUGACUGACCUGGCCUGCGGUGGGCGUCUCUUGCGUACCCUUGCUGCAGCAGGCGGCAUGUUGGUCAUCAUGUCUGAAAAUGUUGGGUUUGAUGCCGUCACCAUGCUGGAAAGCAGGGAGCUUGAAUGAGACAGCCCAAGGCUCUAGGGCAGAAAUCUGCCCCAGUGUGCCUUCAGGCUCUGCUGCACCUGUUCAGUCGGGGUUGCCAGUCGCUAUCCGUGUUUGACACACUUUUGCACUAUACAAUUAGCACAGCGUGUUUUUAAUUUUUAUUUUAAUCGUUUUGAGUAUGUGAAUACGUGCUGAUGGACGUCGGCAUCAAAAACCAAGACGUACAAUAUGAGUAAAAAAGUUUUUACGCAAGA